Linnemannia hyalina is the source of this 6249-nucleotide messenger RNA. The record is from the annotation of a GenBank genome assembly. Lineage: Eukaryota; Fungi; Mortierellomycota; Mortierellomycetes; Mortierellales; Mortierellaceae.
AUGGGAAAGCAGGAUAUCAUCCAGGUCCUGACGCCAGAUCACUCGGUCGAGGUAUCCUUCCUGGACGAGGAUGCGACCAUUGGCGACCUUCUGGCAUCGCUGGCCGAGGACAACCCGACCUAUGGCAAUGGCUUUUGGGCUAUUGUAGAAGUGGCCAUGCCAAGAACAACUACGCUUACAUAUCAUGAACUCUUUGCACUCGACCAAGGUGCACUCGCUGCGGAGACCAGGAUAAAGGAGGUUCAGGAACGAUAUCAAGAGCACCUACAGAACCCGGACGCGACCAUCUUCAAACUCAUCAACCUCCAAUACACCCUACCUGUGGUCUUUCGGCACGUCCCCACAGUGCCGGAGGCGCAUUACCGCCAGAUCCAUGUGACCCCGACCAUGGAGGUCCGACAGGUUUUGGACAUUGUCACUCGGGAGAUGGGAUUGAAGGCUUUGGAGAAUCCUGCGACCAACGGUAGUAACGCCCGUGCACCAGCUGCUUCUGAAUACAUUUUUUCACAACUCAAAGUGAACGAAGAGGGAAUCGAAGAGGAGAGGCAGCUUUUGGAUGAGGAAAGUCCUUUGGAUCUGCUUUUGGUAAACCGGGAAUUGCUUAUGAACCAGCAGAUCAAGGAUUACCACUUUAUCUUCACGGUUCCUGACUCUUGGAUCUCCAAGGUCGAAUCGGUCACAUCUCGUAUCACAAAGGGCUGGACCGCGACUCGACCCCUUUCAAUGGCAGUGUACGGUCUCUUUGGAGGUGCCACAUCCCCACAGCAGACAACAGCUCCACGAGAGAUCUCGGCUCCGAUCCCCAUUGCACCGACGUCGAUCCAUCACCCAUCGUACGGUGGCGAGACGGAUCACUCGACUGACAGUAGUGCCAAGAGUGCCCAAAAGCGGCGGCAGAGUAUGAUUGUGGGCUCUCGCUUGAGUUCGUUCUUUGACCCUGCGGCCAUUGGUGGAUGGUUGCAGCCUGAGACCAAGAAGCGGCACUCCAUCGUCUUUGGGCAGAGUGUCCCCAACUUGAUUUCGAAACCCAUGGGAAUGGACACUGGUGUUGAUGGAUUUGAUGUGAACGACAUGACCGAUGAGGAACUGGGCGAGGCAUUCAAUGCGCUCUUGAACGACCUGAAUAUUAAGGAGGCUGUUCGCGAGACCAUGAUGAACUUUACCCGUGAGAAGAAGGCGGCACUUAUUAUUCAGAAUCAGCAAGUGCAACAGCAAAAGGAGCGCGUCUCAUCCCCAGAUCCAUAUGCAGUCCAGACAGGCGGCUUGCCAGUAGGAGGAGGCGCCAACCCUCGAAUGAACAACAUGAGCAGGUUUAUAGGAUCCAUCUCCUCUCGAGUCUCCUUUAUCGAGCCGGACAGUGCAUCGAUAAACAACAACACCAACGGCAGCAACAACAAGUUGCAUUCGCGCUACUCGUCAUGGUCGAGUCUUGCCGGAUCUUAUGACGGAACUGCGGUGGAGAGUAACAGGCCUACUUCACCCAAGCUCGGAGGAUCUGAUCGGCCCAUGUCACCCACAAUGGCGACUGCUGGCUCUCUUUGGUCCAGCUGGUUCGGAGCUACACCCAUGCCUGACUCGGACUCGAUUGACGAGCCUACGGAUGAUUCUCCUCAGUUCUACAUUGACCAACUUCUCAGCAAAGCUACGAACCAAAAGACUUUGGCGAAGCAUCUGCUGAGUCUCCGAAUUGCAUUGGCAACAGCAAAACUGUCCUGGAUCCGCCAGUUCUUGGAUGGACGAGGAUUCAGAGCUCUGGAGAAUGUGCUGGACAAGACGGCGAUCAAAAAGCGCGGUGGCAAGGCGAACGAUUUGGACGAGACGAUGCAAUCUGAGUGCGUCCAGUGCCUUCGCGUCCUGAUGAACACCGAGCCUGGAUUCAAUCAAGUUCUUCGAUCGCCCUCUCUGGUGGCACACAUUUCUUACUGCCUCUACACAACCAACAGUAAGCUCCGGACAAAGGUGGCUGAAGUCCUGGCCGCGCUCUGUGUCAUGUCGCCAGACUCGCACCGCCUCGUCCUGAUGGCGCUCUCCGACUUCCGCGUCGCCCACGAAGAGCGGUUCAGAUUCGAGUACCUUGUUCAGUCAUUGGCGACCGUGAUCACAGGUGACAUUGACGGAAUUGGUGGCGGUGGCGCAAACGAGCAUCAGGAGAUCUUUGAGUGGGAGUACAAGACCGCGUGUCUUAGUCUUAUGAACGCCUUAGCCAACUCGCCCUCUUCCUUGGAUGACCGUAUCUCGUUGAGAAACGAACUCAGACGACGUGGACUCGAGGAUGUCUUCCAAACCUUGAAGAUGCAGUCCCCGCCCGAGUCGCUCUUGAUUCAGAUUAAUGUCUAUGAGGAUGAACGGCAUGAGGAUUGGGUUGAUCUUCAGGAACGUGCUUAUGAGGCGGCACAGUUCAAAGCUGGACAGGAUAGUCAAAACUCGGAGCUUGUCAACACUAUCACCAGCCUCGGACCUACAGAUGAUGAGCUCUACCUCCGCAUCAUUCAGACCUUGCAACAGUACGCCGAUGGCGCCGUUUCGUCACUCAGCCAAGAGGAAACGGACGAAGAGGACCAGGAAUCACCAGACACCAUCUCACGCCAGAGUCUGCAAUUCAAGGAAGAUCUUUGGACGAUUGUAGCCAAGUUUGGCGAGCGAGUCUUCCAGAUGCGAGACCUCGAGAAGGACUGGGCAGGUUGUCAGGACGAUUUUUUGGAAGGAAUCCAACACAUUGUUGGCAAACGAGGCAUCAUCCUCUCCUUCUCGGACCCCAACCUCAACUCGUCAUCUUCUGCAUCCAUGUCUUCGGCUUCUUUGGCGUCGAGUCGACGACACAGUUUCAUUGACUAUGAGAUGGAUAUUAUGAGACGGGAUAUGGAGGAUAUGCGAGAGGAGUCGGAUAACCUGCGUAAGGAUCUUGCGGCCGCGAAACAGGAGACUGAGGAUGUUAAAGCUCAGUUGAGACAGCAGAUCAGGUCGCCUCCCUUGAGUUCGAGAGAAAUGAGGGAUGGAUCUGAGAGUGAGCCUCUUACAUCCUAUGGCAGGCGCGAGAAUCAUGCAGGAGUGGUUCAGAGACUGGUUCAGAAGGAGAAAGAGGCCGCACAGCUUCGAGAGACCAUUGAGCGAAUGGAGAAGAAGUACAAGGACAGGGCCGAAUUCGUCGCUGACGAUGAACCACGCAAGUCUGAGCGGUCCAAGGAGAUUGACAGCACUCGCUGGAAUGCCAUGAUGACCGAGGUUCAGGUUCAAAAGACCAAAACUGCAGUGGCAGCCAGUCUGGCUGACGACCGGCAAAAGGAAAUCGCGUACUUGAAGCGUGCAUUGCAGAUAGUUUGCACUCGCUACGAAACCGCGAUGGGCGAACGACCACCAGUCGUAACCGAGGAGGACCACACCAACCAACCCAACCAGACCGAGGGAUCAUUGCAGCUCUCAAAGACUUUCGAGGCCCUCGCUCGUAAGGAUGAAGAGAUUUUUGAACUCAGGGAUGAAGUUGAGAAGUUGAGGAAGGAAACUGUGGUUGGUUUGACCCCCACGGAGGAGGUGCUCAAUCUCCGAGGUAGCAUCAAGGAUGUGAUGCUAAGGGUCCAAGAGUUGCAGACGAUUGUGAGUGACCGCGAAAAGACGAUCAAGAGUCUCAAGGAAACACUGUUCACACUGGAGGCUGCCAAGCACUCGGAUGAUCCGAAUGGCGUCUCUCAAGGUUACCUUCAAGGACAAGACGUCAACAACGCUCCAGGUCCAAGCAGAGUCGAACGAUCGAACUCUCGCAGUUCGUUGAAGUUACAGAUUCGUGCACUGUCCGCCAAAGGAUGGCAAUCUGAAGAAGUCGAUGAGGAGCAAGAAGAAGGAGCAUACCAAAACGGAGCUCUCUCCCCUUUGGGCUCUGAUUCUAAUAUUCAGACCUUGUCAGUCACAAGUCCCGGACGACCCUCUGGCGGCGUCUUCUCACCAGGAGUAACUUCGCCCAAGAUUGGUCAGAGAUUCCUUGGUACCGGCGGUGGUAGACGUCCUGCCCUGCCUCCUCCUCCACCCCCACCUGGUCCUAAGCACAAGCUGUAUGCUGCUCAGGCUGUUAAUGGUCAGAUGCCUGCUCAGCCAAACGGCACAGUUCAGCCAGCAGGACCCCAGGUCGUACCUACUCAACACGUCUCUACUGAGGCGCCUCAGCCAAUUCUUGCACCGGUCGAGCCAGAAGUGGAACAGAUCACCGCAGCACCUUUGCCUGUGCCAGUACAGAGUCCCAAGCCAGAGUCCUUGACGGUCAACACUUCUGCGCCGCCUCCACCUCCACCACCACCUUUUGUGGCAGGCCCCAGUCCUAAGGUGACCCUUACAAACCAACCAUCUCUUGCAGCGGCCAUUCAAUCAAGCGGCGGAAUCCCUGUCCCACCACCUCCACCAGCAGUUAUUUUCGCCGCACAGCCUACUCUGCCCACACCUGCGGCAGCGCCUGCAAGCCCUCCCAUAGGUAGUGGACCUCCACCUCCACCUCCCCCACCUCCUUUCCUUGCUGGCCCAGCCCACGUGCCCACAACCCCUGCAGAACCUUUGUUCUCAAGUCUCCAGCGGUCAGUGUCAAUGCCUGCACCCAAGCCAAAGGGAAUAGCUAGCUCUCCUCCUACCACAGGAGGACCACCACCCCCACCUCCACCACCCAUGCCCAAUGCACCCUUUGGCAAGAGUGCCCUCAAACCACCGUCACAUCCCAUCCCACCACCUCCACCGCCAGGUCCUCAGCCUCAAGGAGCAGCUGCCUUGGAAGGAGCUAUUCCAACGCUACCUGUCUUUUUGGCUGGCAAUAAUCGUAUUGUCAAUCCUCUCGCCAUGGCCAUCCCUCAAGUUGUCAAGCCCACACGUCCCAUGAAGCAAUUGUUCUGGAACAAGUUGCCAACGGGAGUCAUUACGAACACGGUGUGGAAGGAUAUCUGUGACCCGUCGUCUGAUCUGGGAACCGUUGAAUUGGACUUUGCAGAGAUUGACGAGCUCUUUUGCAAGAACCAGACUGUCUCUGCCACUGCAAGUUCAUCGCCGGAAAAGAAGAAGCCAGUCAGUUUGUUCAAUGUCAACCGCGCCAACAAUAUCGCUAUCAUGCUUUCAAGGAUCAAGAUGACAUACCCUGAGAUCCGAGCUGCAUUAAUGGAGAUCUUGGACGACAAGCUGAGUAUCGAGAACCUAAAAGCCAUCAAGCAAUACGUUCCCACCGGCGACGAGAUUGAGCUGAUCAAGGAGUUUGAUGGGAACUUUGAAAGUCUCGGACACGCCGAGAAGUUCUACCGCGAGAUUCACGAUAUCCCGCGCUUGUCGGAGCGCGUUUUGUCGAUGAUCUUUAGACGCAGGCUCGAGAUUGAUGUUGGCGAGCUGAAACCUGAAAUGGAUGUGCUCCGGUUGACUAUUGAAGAGCUCCACAAUUCUCGACGACUCAAGAGUCUUUUGAAGACUGUCUUGUUGAUCGGUAACCAUUUGAACGCGACCAGUUUCCGCGGCAACGCCUAUGGUUUCCAACUGGACGCUCUUCUCAAGAUCCGCGAUACAAAGGGCUCCGACAACAUCAAACCAGGCGCAAGCACACUACUCCACUACCUCGCGAAAUCAAUCCACAACAAGGACCCCAAUCUGCUCAAAUUCAUUGAUGAAGUGCCACACCUGGAAGCCGCAGCCCGAAUCUCUGUCCCGACACUGAUGAAUUCUUGCAACUCCCUUGUUGCCGGCAUGAACCAGAUUAAGGAAGAGAUCCGGGUCCUGAAGCGGAUCCGCAUUUCUCCACCGAAUGACUAUUUCAUCGAAGUCAUGGAGAAAUUCGCAGAAGCAAAUGAGGAAGGGAUCCAAAAGAUCGUAGAGCUCGGCCAAGGGCUCGAACAAGACCUCAAGAAACUCCUCACCUUCUACGGCGAAGACCCCGCCAACACAAAGCCCGAAGACUUUUUCGGUAUGCUCGUCUCCUUCUCGGCCAUGCUCCAGAAAUCCCAACAGGAGAACGAAGCCAUGGCCAAGAGACUCCUCGCCAAGGCUAACCAGGCUAACAAGACGACGAACAGGGCCGCGGGAAGUGCAGGGAACACGGCCUUGUCGGUGGCUGCGAUUAGGGAUGGACAUUUGGAUGAUGCGAUUCGUGGGUUGAGAUCCGGUCUGAGGAGGAAUAGGAAGGAUCGGCCCAUGUCCCAUUUGUAUUCCGAGUUGAGUAUAGAGGCUUUGCAAGGGGUUAAUUUAAAUGUCCCUCGUGCUGGUGUCCUUACUCAUUCGCGCCAGGCCAGUCGUCAGUAG